Molecule: messenger RNA, 4595 nt
Organism: Zootoca vivipara (common lizard)
Lineage: Eukaryota; Metazoa; Chordata; Lepidosauria; Squamata; Lacertidae
Gene: SEMA6B
Product: semaphorin 6B
Biological process (GO): neural crest cell migration; axon guidance; semaphorin-plexin signaling pathway
Cellular component (GO): plasma membrane
Molecular function (GO): chemorepellent activity; semaphorin receptor binding
Source: RefSeq, a predicted model, not a curated record
AAGGGUCUGCUGGUUUCUCUUUAAGGUUUCCAGACUCAAAAGAGAGCAGGGCAACUAAAGGCACAGAAGUCCUGUCCUCUAUUGAGUCCGGCAACCCUAGGAGUGAGCCUGACACAGAAGCUCCCCUCCUCCUCUCCCUUUUUUUAGAUGUUCUCCCCAAAAAAGUCAAGCACCCCAAACCUGCUGGUUCGGAGCUUCUGCCCCAGCUAGCUGCCUUGUUCUAAACUCGUGGACUUUGCUGUGUCGGAGUGUGUCUUUUUAGAGCAAGGAUUUACAACACAUCCCAGCCCGGCAUGUAAUUUGAAGCCCUCCCUCUCCUCAAGCAGAUGAGGGCGAAAUCUUGACACUAAUUUCUGACAAACGCUGGAAGCUUCAGGUUCGUUUGCAGCCCAAGAAAACUCCCACGUGGACCUGGAAUAAAUUGUUCCACAUUUCCCCCUUCUGGCCAGUUUUUCUUUCCUGGCAAUGAAAGUGUUCUCUCCCUGCGGUACCCUGGACUCUUCCCCCAGUCCUCGGGUGGCCUUUAAAUCUCUUGCUGGAUCACACAGCUGAGUCUUAAAGGGUCUCUGGGUCUGGCACUCCCCACCCCCAUGUGUGGGCCCUUGGCAGCCCCUUCCGAAUCUCCUCCUCAUACCGCAGAGAUUGCUCCAGGAGGGUGUAGCUUUGAGGAGGCCAAAACUGAGACAGGGGUUGUAUAUGUUUUAAAAAGAAAACAGCUUCUCGUUUCUAGGGAGUUUGGGAAAUGUCUGGAGUUGCCUCUCUGGCGUGGUCUAGAUUUGGAAUUUCAGAGCAGAGUCUUCCAGGUGAAAGGUUGGGAUCCAUUCCUCGGCAGUAGACAGGGACGUAAGGAACCAGCGAUUCCCCUCCUGACCCGAACACAUCGCAGUCAGCGCUGUUUCCCUUCUGCCGCAGUUCCGUUGCUUAAUCCCUGCUAUUGAAUGUGUGAGGGGCGCUCCGAGAGGAGACGAUGAGGCCCACCUGUCUGCCGCUCGUCCUACUUUUCCUACUGGAGGGGGCAACUCACGCACUCUUCCCCGAAGAGCCUGGUCCCAUCAGUGUGGCCCUUGACAACUAUGUGAAGCAUUACCCGGUCUUCGUGGGCAACGGGAUGGGCCGGUUUUCCAGCCAAGAUGGCGGCGCCGAGCGCCUCAGGAUCCAACGAAUGCUGACAUUCAACAGGACUUUGUACAUAGGAGACAGGGACAACUUGUACCGCAUAAGCCUUGAACCCGAGGCCUCAGCCAGUGAAAUGCGCUAUCAUCAGAAACUGACAUGGAGGUCGAAUCAACACGAUAUCAACAUCUGUCGGAUGAAAGGAAAGCACGAGGCAGAGUGCCGGAAUUUUAUCAAAGUGCUUCUGCUCCGCAAUGACAACCUGCUCUUCGUCUGCGGCACCAACGCUUUCAACCCCAUCUGUGCCAACUACACCAUGGACACGCUGGAGCCCACGGGAGACAACAUCAGUGGGAUGGCUCGAUGCCCCUAUGACCCGAAGCACGCCAACGUCGCUCUCUUCACAGGUGGGAUGCUUUUCACCGCCACUGUGACGGAUUUCCUGGCCAUCGACGCAGUAAUUUACCGCAGCCUGGGAGACAGCCCGACUCUUCGCACAGUCAAGCACGACUCCAAGUGGUUCAAAGAACCAUAUUUUGUCCGUGCCGUGGAGUGGAAGAGCCACGUCUAUUUCUUCUUCAGGGAGAUCGCAAUGGAGUUCAACUACUUAGAGAAGGUGGUCGUGUCUCGGGUGGCCAGAGUUUGCAAGAACGACAUGGGUGGCUCUCAGCGUGUGCUGGAGAAGCAGUGGACCUCCUUCCUCAAGGCCCGCCUCAACUGUUCCGUCCCGGGGGACUCCCAUUUCUACUUCAAUGUCAUCCAGUCGGUCACGGACAUCCUGGAGAUCGAUGGCCGGCCGGUCGUGCUUGCCGUAUUUUCCACACCUGCCAACAGCAUUCCAGGCUCUGCCGUGUGUGCCUUUGACAUGGCCCAAAUAGCCUCCGUCUUCGAGGGGCGCUUCCGCGAGCAGAAAUCCCCCGAAUCUGUUUGGACCCCUGUGCCGGAGGAACUGGUGCCAAAACCACGGCCAGGUUGUUGCGCAGCUCCAGGGAUGCGCUACAAUUCCUCGAGCUUCUUCCCGGACGAGAUCCUCAAUUUUGUCAAGACGCAUCCGUUGAUGGACGAGUCGGUUCCGUCGCUGGGGAACGCGCCCUGGAUCAUCCGGACCAUGGCCCGGUAUCAGCUGCGCAAGAUUGUGGUGGACCCCACAGCAGGGCCUGGCAGGAACCACACCGUGGUGUUCCUGGCCUCUGACGCAGGCACCGUCUUCAAGUUCCUCGUCCACACCAACGUCAGCACCAGCUCUGCUACCGUAAGGGCCAGCAGCCAGAGUUUGCUGCUGGAGGAAUUCGAGACCUAUCCCAGUGACAAGUGCGGAAAAGACAAUGCGGGUGAACGGAAACUUCUGGGCAUGGAAUUGGACAAGGCCACGGGGUCCCUGCUGCUGGCCUUCCCGCCCUGUGUGGUGCGUGCCCCCGUGGCUCGGUGUCACCAGCACUCCGGUUGCAUAAAAAACUGCCUGGGGAGCCGUGACCCAUACUGUGGUUGGACGCCAGAAGGUUCCUGUAUUUUCCUGGAACAGAGCACAAGGGUCGCGUUCGAGCAGGACAUCCUCGGAGGCAAGACCUCUCACCUUGGCGACUGUGAAGGGUUGUUGACGGAGAGCUUUGUGGAUGAGCCGGAUGGCCUGGUCUCGGUGAACCUGCUAGUGAUCUCCUCCGUGGCGGCCUUUGUCAUUGGCGCCGUGAUCUCGGGCUUCAGCGUGUGCUGGUUCAUCGGGCACCGCGACCGCAAGGAGCUCGCCCGACGCAAGGACAAGGAGAACAUCCUGUCUCACAGUGAGUCGGUGGUGAGCGUCAGCCGGCUGGGCGAGCGCCGCUCCCGGGGGGGCACCGGCGGGCAGCCUGAGAACCUGCUGGCCCCACUCAUGCAGAACGGGUGGCCCAAGGGGCUGGUGAAGGUCAGCCAGCACGACCUGGAUUCCGGGGUGCUGCCCACCCCGGAGCAGACCCCCCUGCAGCAGAAGCGCUGCCCCAAGCCCUGCACUUGGGAGUACAGCCACAAUCUCAUCAACGCCUCCUUGCGCAGUGGAGACCCGCCCUCCUCGGUCAUCCUCCUCCACGCCGGCCACACCGCCAUGCCCCCGCACCACCUCGGCUCGGGCCGUGUCAUCCCCAUCUCCUGCCACUCCAUGCUGAUGGACCAAGAGCUGGAGAACGAGGCCGGCGACCUCUCUCUGGACAUGCGGUACUUGCCGGUCAGCGCCGGAGAGGGGACACGAGUGGCCCAGCAGCAGCAACAACAACACCAACACCAAGCGCCGCCCGCGCACCGACCGAGCGGGACUCGGAGCUCCUACGGUGGAGAGCUUCCCAUCACGCCGCACGGCAGCCCCGAGCGGCGGCGGGUGGUGUCGGCCCCCGGCGGGGAGACGGGGGAUCCCGCCCCGUGGAACCCCGAGAAGCUGAACUCGAAUAGUAACAAUGCGGCCAGCAGGGCGAGCGCGCAACUCAAGCGCACCCACACUUUCAACAGCGGGGAAGGGCCGGCGACCUACGCCCGGGCAGCGCGGGGACCCACGUUGGGGGCCCAGCACACCCUGACAGACUUUAGCCACCUCCUGAAAUACAGCGGCGUGGAGCGGACUGCCUCUUCCGUCAAAUAGGGGGAAUGGCCCAGGGGGCGUGGCUUGGCUUGACGGCCUCCCUCCUUAGAAAAGGGGCGGGGUUUCACAGCACGGAGGAUGAGCGGAUCAGGAAAAGGACAACGCAAGACCCUGGGUCCCACCUUGAGGAGGGGCAGAGGGGGGAGGAGAAGGACCUGUGCUCCCCCCCCAACCUCCCAGGCGUAUGGAUUAUUGGAGAGGGGGGGCACUUGGGAGAUGCUGCUUGAGGCAAAAAAAAAAGCAGGGAGGGAGACCUCUUCUGUGUGUGCGUGUGCGUGAUUUGGGGUUUAUUUCAUCCGGGCGCUUCCUCGCUGGACUGUUCCUCCCGCAGCGCUCCGCCUCCUUUCGGAGAGGCGGGGCACGGGGCGGUCUCGGGUGCUGCUCCCCCCCUUCCUCGCAAAGGUGUCGCGAAAAUAAGGGGGGGCAGGAUUUUGAAUGAUGGUUGCGAAAUAAAUAAUAACCAACGGCAGUGGCCAGGGAAAUUUCAAAGGUCAGGGACAGGGGGGGGGUUGUCUCCCUAUCUGUUGCCCCCAGUUUCUCCCCGAGUGGUUGAAUGUUUGGAAGGUGGUGCCAGACUAUGAAAGGCGUUUAAAAAAACAAAACAAAACACGGGGCUGGCAUCCCUUCCCACGUUUCCUUCUGAUUUCCUCUACCUGUUUGGUGAGGUUCUGGUGUGUUACUUACACGCUUGCUCAUGCACAAAAACGAAUCCUCGCUCGUGCCAAGCAGGAAUGGUUUGGGAGUGGCUGUUUGUCUAUGGUCAAACCCUGGCAUGGCAAGGAUUGCCUUUUUCCUUUUCCUUCUCAGAUCGAGAAAUUUCUCAGAAGGAGAGGACCGUAAAGACUUUCUACAUGCACUGGGAGAGCAAAUCCCAGCA